Molecule: messenger RNA, 1065 nt
Organism: Rotaria socialis
Lineage: Eukaryota; Metazoa; Rotifera; Eurotatoria; Philodinida; Philodinidae
Source: the annotation of a GenBank genome assembly
AUGAAUGAAACAUGUAUUAAGAAUUCAUAUUUAAAUUGUACGUUCACACUUUCGGUUAAUAACGAUUUCGAAGAAUUGAUUCGUUAUAUCUACAUGAUUAUUUAUCCUAUUAUAUUUAUCAUUGGUCUCAUUGGUAAUUUACUUUCGUCAUUAGUUUUUUCUAUUACUGAAUUAAGUCAAAAUUCAUGUGGUAUUUAUUUUCUUUUACUUGCUAUAUCGGAUUCCAUUGCAUUAAUUGGUGGUCUUCAUCAUUGUUUAACUAUUGGCUAUAAUAUUUCGAUACCUUACGCUAUUUAUUGUCGUACUCGUAAUUUUCUUGUAUAUACAUCGACAGAUAUGGUUUCAUGGAUGAUCGUAGCUAUAUCUGUCGAUCGAUUUCUUAAAGUAAAAUUUCCUUUUAAAUCACGAAUUCAUUGUACAAAUAAAUUAAACAUAAAAGUUGCAGGUUUUAUAACGAUUAUUCUUAUUUUAAAAAAUAUUCAUCUUGCAUCAAAAUUCAUUGGAGAUUUUACGCUUGACGCUGCUGAUAACUGUGAUCCAAAUCCAGCUUAUCCGAGUUAUGUUUAUUUUUUUGAAAACAUUUGGCCAUGGAUUGAUUUAACUACGUUUGUCUUAUUACCAUUUAUUAUUGUUACAUCCUGUAACAUUUUUAUUAUAAAUGAUCAACAUAAAAGACGUUUAAAAUUUGGCCAUCGGAAUCUUGAUCGUUCGCUAACAAAAUUUCUCCUAAUAAGCUCAUUAUCAUUGAUUACAUGUAAUUUUCCAGUAUCAAUAACGAUCAUUAUCUAUCCAUACAUAUCACAAACCUAUGGUAAAAGUGAACAUUAUGAUGAACUUGGAUUUCUAUUUGAUAUUCUACGAAUACCAUCUUAUGCAACUUUAGCAUUGAAUUUUUAUUUAUAUUAUUAUUCAUCAAGUAUAUUUCGACAUCAAGCACUGCUCUUAUUUAAACGACUAUGCCGCAUUCCAGUGCAUUCCAAUGAAAUGAAUAUCCUAGCAAUGGAGAUUAUACAAGUGCGAAGUCCUAGACAAUUCAAUUUGCGAGAACAGACUGAGAGAAAAUAA